Molecule: messenger RNA, 1248 nt
Organism: Mya arenaria
Lineage: Eukaryota; Metazoa; Mollusca; Bivalvia; Myida; Myidae
Product: nucleolar protein 58-like
Exons: 4
Coding region: 133-789 (218 amino acids)
Source: RefSeq, a predicted model, not a curated record
UUGUUUUGAUAACCGUGAUUGGCAAAUCCGCGAUAAACAAACCCCGCUGGCUCUGGUGAAUGUGACGCCAAGGUUAGGGAUAUAAAAGCUGGUGGUUUCGAAUUCGGUCGAGAUAGUGAAACUAGUGGAACAAUGAAGUGGAUACUUUUAUGUGUGUUUGUGGCCGGGGCCUAUGCAACGUGCGAGGACCAGAAUGUGGAGGCGUGCCCCUACGAUCCCUGCCUGGACCUGACAUGUGACGUCGAGGGAGCACAGUGCCAACCCGACGAAUGCGAGCCCUGUGAAGUCACAUGGACGGCGGAUUCUGCUGACGUGACUGAUCAGUGUGAGGUCGAUUCAGACGAGGACGAGGAUGGUGUUGGGCCGUUGACGAAAGAACAGCGUAAGGAACGUAGGAAGAAUCGCAAACAGACGUUUGUUAAGAGGAAGUUGGCAAAGAGGAUUGAAAAGAAGAAAGAGUGGAAGCAGAUGUCACCGGAAGACAAACAGGCGGCCAUUGAAGAGAAGAGAGAGAAGCUGGUACAGAAAUUGCUUGCAAAGGGAAAAGAAGACAAGGUUGAGCGCCUGCGUGAACGAUGGGCGGGGAAAACGGCGAGAAUUCAGGAAAGGAAAGACCAAUUGGCCGCCAUGACACCGGAAGAGCGCACGGCAUUUUUUGAGGAGAAGAAGGCGGCAAAAAAGGCAAGGAAAACGGAAAAGAGGAAAACGUUUGUUAAAGGAAAGAAAGAUCAGCUGAAGGCACGAAAACAAGUGAAGAAACAGGCGAGGCAGGACAAACGAGAGACAUAGGGACAAGACUAGAUAAAUCUCAGAUUGAUAUACUCAAUUUCAUUAUUGGUUUUAUAUCUUUUUAAUGUUGUUCUAUGCACUUUUUGUUGAUGAAACGAAUUCCAAAUGGGCAUUUACAUGUACUUUAUUUUAUCUAAACAGCAUUGUAAGAUUGAGAAAGUUCAAUAUUGUAAUCGUUGUUGUCACCAAGCAAAAGACAAAUCUUGAUUUACUGUUUUCUUGAAAAAAUAACUUUGGAUUGUUUUAUCUGUGGUGAACACAAAUAAUCUCAUCUCUUGGUCUUAAAAGAUUAUUUCAGGGAACAAACUAUGUGCUGUUCGUGACUACACGCAUCCCUUGGUCAUAGCGGUCAUAUUACUUGUUUGUGGUCUGACACCUUACAUGUUUAUAAUUGUGCCUUUUACGAUUUUGUAUGAUAAUUAUAUGUACCAAAACUUUUGUAAUAAAAAUUGUACCAAA